AUGGAAGACGACUUAAUUGUCGUGGACGAUGUCGACGACCAGGAGGAGCCCGAGGCUGGCCCCUCAAAUCCAAAUGGUUUGAAAGAGGCAGACCAGGAAUACCGGCCGACUCGUGCAGCAGCCGCAGCCACUCGGACAAUGACUCGCGCAUCUUCCAGACGAAGCACGCCUCCGGUAUACGGCGGGAUGGACUUCUCAGAAACGCGCACUACUCGCUCUGCUGCGGCACGGAACAAGCCACAGCCAAAGCUGAAGCUGAAGCUGAGCGAGAAAGCUGCCGCUCAAGCACCUGGAAUGUCUUUCCUUGGCCCAUAUGAUAGGGAAUUAGACUCAGAUGACGAGGACCUGGUCUUUGAGGAGCAGUUCAUACUUCGGAUGCCACCCGGGGAUGAUUGUGAGAGGCUGAGGAAGAUUGUUUCCUCGCGUGAAGUGGGGAAUGAUGUGUGGUUCAAGUUCAAGGACUCACGGCGAGCCGUCUUCCACAUCGGAAACAGCAAUUAUUCGGCCAAGUUGGUCGAUCUACCAUGCCUUAUAGAAUCACAGAAGACGCUUGAUAACAAGCAGAUGUUUAAGGUGGCAGACAUCUGUCAGAUGCUAGUCGUGGAGGCCCCUAUGGAGAAUGAAGAUGCUAUCACGAAUCAGCGAAACUUCAACGUUGACGAGUUCAUCUGGCCACACGGGAUCACGCCACCACUGCAUCACGCCCGCAAGCGUAGAUUCCGCAAACGAGUGAACCGUCGGACAAUAGAAACGGUCGAGCAAGAAGUCGAGAGACUCCUCGAAGAGGAUGCGCUAGCAUCCGAAGUAAAAUACGAUGUUCUCGAGAACGUCAAUCCGGAUCUCUCAGAUUCGGAAUACGUGGACAAGGAAGGGCCCCUCGACGCGCCCACGCCGUUCAUUGGUUCAGACAUCGGAGAUGCCCCCACGCCAGGUCCAGAUCAUGGAGACGGCGAGGCGGAAGACGAGGGCGAGGAUGGUCAUGACGAGGGCGAGGGAGACAUCGACGAGGAGCUGGCCGCUGAACUCGACUUGGCUCUCGGCGAUGAGGAGGAAGAGGGCGAAAAUGAGGAUGACGACGAAGACGACAGCGAAGAAGAGGAAGACGAGGAAGAUGACGACGAUGACGAUGAGAUGGUACAAGCCAGAAAGCUACUAAACGAGGAGAUCCGAGACUUGGAGGCAGCAGUGGCGAAGAAAGGCAACGAGAUUGCAAGCUCGGCGAACCCACUGAUCAAGCGACGAUUCGAGGAUGCGCUCAAGAAGCUGCAAGCAGACCUGGACACAAAGUUGGUGCAGAGAGAAGAGAUAAAGGAGCAGCAGCGGAUGAAGAAGGAAGGAAUCAUCGCAGAAGAAGAUACCGAAGGCGGCAACGAAGCCGAUGGCGAAGAGGCCGAGCAGGACGAUCUCUUUGGCGAUGAUGCUGGGGCUGGCAUGGACAUGGAUUAAGACGAAUUGCGCAUUAUCUGGUUUUAUGCGCCACUCCGAUGCAAUCAGGACGCCAAAUAAGAUAUAAAUCUACUGCGCCAACAGGGUGACCACUGCUCCCUGAAGCAUGAGUGGCACGUACACUAUACAUACAAACGGUGCAAACCAAACGCCUAGCAGUUCCCAGUCGGCGACAGCUUGUCGUACU
Postia placenta MAD-698-R-SB12 is the source of this 1633-nucleotide messenger RNA. RefSeq lists its product as hypothetical. Gene Ontology annotation, biological process: transcription initiation at RNA polymerase II promoter; RNA polymerase II preinitiation complex assembly. Gene Ontology annotation, cellular component: transcription factor TFIID complex. The transcript is spliced from 6 exons. The record is from RefSeq and is a predicted model, not a curated record. Bases 1 to 1446 code for a protein of 481 amino acids. Gene Ontology annotation, molecular function: RNA polymerase II general transcription initiation factor activity. NCBI's taxonomy places the organism in Eukaryota, Fungi, Basidiomycota, Agaricomycetes, Polyporales, Adustoporiaceae.